Messenger RNA from Lycium ferocissimum, 1119 nucleotides. RefSeq lists its product as uncharacterized. NCBI's taxonomy places the organism in Eukaryota, Viridiplantae, Streptophyta, Magnoliopsida, Solanales, Solanaceae. Gene Ontology annotation, biological process: DNA integration. Bases 1 to 1119 code for a protein of 372 amino acids. Gene Ontology annotation, molecular function: nucleic acid binding. The record is from RefSeq and is a predicted model, not a curated record. The transcript is spliced from 2 exons.
AUGAAGACCAUCAAGAGAUUGGCCAAUGGUUUCUUCUUGAACAAGGAAGUGCUGUACAAAAGGACCCCUGACCUCGGGUUGCUCGUGUGUGGAUGCCAAAGAGGCUACAAAACUGCUAAAAGAGGUGCACGUAGGGGCAUGCAGAUGAAUGGAUUCAUCCUUGCUAAGAAAAGCUUGAGGACGAGAUAUUAUGGGAUGACCAUGGAGCAUGACUCCUGUAAAUGCGUGCAAAAAUGCCAUCAGUGCCAGAUACAUGGGGAUCUGAUCAAAGUUCCCCUCACAGAAUUACACGUAAUGAGCUCUCCCUGGCCUUUCGUGGCAUGGGGAAUGGAUGUCAUAGGACCCAUUGAGCCUCCGGCCUCCAAUAGACAUCGCUUCAUCUUAGUCGCCAUAGAUUACUUCACGAAGUGUGUGGAAGAAACUUCCCACAAAGCAGUGACCAGGAAAGUCGUGGCCGACUUCGUAAAAAACAAUCUAAUAUGUCGUUUCGAUGUGUUGGAAUCCAUCAUCACAGACAAUGGUGCCAAUCUAAACAGCCAUUUGAUGAAAGAUAUCUGUGAGCAAUUCAAAAUCACUCACAAAAACUCUACUGCCUAUCGGCCACAGAAGAAUGGAGCCGUAGAGGCUGCCAACAAGAACAUCAAAAGAAUCUUGAGAAAAAUGGUUGACAACUACAAGAAUUGGCAUGAGCAGCUGCCUUAUGCCUUUUUGGGGUACAGAACGACAACCCGAACUUCCACUGGGGCAGCCCCAUACCUCCUUUUCUACGGUACAGAGGCCGUCAUACUAGCAAAAGUGGAAAUUCCUUCACUCAGGAUCAUCCAAGAGGUAGAGUUGAAAGAUGCAGAAUGGGUUAGAAAUCAUUAUGAACAACUGGCCAUGAUAGAGGAAAAGAGAAUGGUGGCGCAGACACACCACCAAUUGGCUUACUCACAGCAAAGGCGAAAGUCAAAAAUCGCUCCAAUGGAGAGGGACCAAAAGGGUCACAACAAAAUGGGUAAUAAAGACACAUCUAGCCGCAAGGGUCAAAGAGCAAAUGAGCGUAAAGAAGAAUCUGACCAAAAGGAUCACACAAAGGGUGAACAACAAAAAAUAUCAGACCGAGAGGGUCAUAGUUGA